AAAUCCAGGAUGAAUCGUCUGUUGCUUGUUCUGCUUUUCGUGUACGUUGUUUCUGCGACACGAUGCAUCAUCAAAGACGACAAGGACGAACCAGAGGUUCACGUGAUCCGCUUAGGGGAUCGCAGCAGUGGAGAGUCAGACGAGUCGGACGUCGUAACCUUGCACCUACCGGACAGCCGACGGAAAAGAGCAGCGAGUGACUACUGCAAAAAACACAGCGACUGUGCCGCGGGAAAAGUUUGCGUUCCCUAUCUAGGAUGCAUCAGGGGACACCGAAAGAACCCUACCACGCAAAAACCCACCCCGAUGAAUCACUUGGUUGGCAACGUUCAGUAAUGCAACUACCGACGAAAUAACUCUG
Messenger RNA from Megachile rotundata (alfalfa leafcutting bee), 361 nucleotides. RefSeq lists its product as uncharacterized. The record is from RefSeq and is a predicted model, not a curated record. NCBI's taxonomy places the organism in Eukaryota, Metazoa, Arthropoda, Insecta, Hymenoptera, Megachilidae.